AUGCUAUCCGAUAUCGAUCAAAAAGAUAAUUUGGCCCGCAUGAAACGGGGUGAUCUGUACUAUGCUUUCUCUCCUGAGCUUAUUGCUGCACGCAAAAGAUGCGGAGCUAUCGUUGGCAAGCUAAAUCGUGCUGGGGAACUAUCCCGGCGAGAACUAGCUCAGUACUGGAAAGAAAUCACCAAUGAUCCACGACCUUUACCGGCUGCAGGCAGCACAGAUGAAGAGGAAGAUGCAAAUCUUCGUGAUUACCCGUGGAUUGAACGACCUAUCAAUAUCGACUACGGGACUAACAUACGUGUUGGAAGCGGCGUAUUUAUCAAUUUCAACUGCACUUUUAUUGAUACAUGCAUUGUGUCUAUUGGAGCUCGCACUCUAGUUGGCCCCAAUGUGUGUUUCUUCAGUGGCACCCAUCCUUUGGACCCAGAUCUUCGCAAUGGAACCAAUGGACCAGAGCUAGGUCGUCCAAUCAACGUGGGUGAGGAUUGCUGGAUUGCUGGAAAUGUCAUCGUCUUGCCCGGAGUAACUAUUGGCGACGGAUGUACUAUCGGCGCUGGAAGCGUGGUCACAAAGGAUGUUCCAGCCUGCCAUGUCGCAGCCGGCAACCCGGCCAGAAUCAUUCGCAAAAUUGAGCGCAGUAGCAGCUCAAAAUCCGUUUCAAGCUAG
Messenger RNA from Penicillium macrosclerotiorum, 663 nucleotides. Its product is annotated as sugar O-acetyltransferase. Gene Ontology annotation, molecular function: acetyltransferase activity. Lineage: Eukaryota; Fungi; Ascomycota; Eurotiomycetes; Eurotiales; Aspergillaceae. The transcript has 3 exons. The record is from RefSeq and is a predicted model, not a curated record. Bases 1 to 663 code for a protein of 220 amino acids.